CAACACAUAUAUAAGGAGAGGCUGGCCAAGAUGAGCAUCGUCAGUCAGCGAUCCGCCCCUUCCUUGACCACACCCACCUCCUCCUUUUCUCCUUCGCCAUCGCUCCUCCAAGAUGAGACUUCAACUCGCCUUUGUCCUCGCUGUGGCGGCGGUGGCAGCCUCGGCCCGCGUCCCACCACCAAGAGGACCUCAACGGGAGCCACUUAUCAAGAAGACAUAUAAAGACCAAGAUCACCUGGAUGUCAUGGGACACAUGCGGGCGAGCAAGAGCGCCAAGAACCGCAAUGCUGUAGAAGGACUGGGCUACUGGAAUCAGCAAAUGCAGGCCGAGCUCCAGGACCAGCUAGCGAAGUCCCCCAUCGUCAAGCAAGCCAAGAACAUCAUCUUCUUCCUCGGAGACGGCACCUCGAUCUCCACUCUGACCGCCGCCCGCCUCCUCAAGGGUCAUUUGACAGGCAAUGACGAGCACGAGGUCAUGGCGUAUGAGAAAUUCCCAUAUUCGUCACUCAUCAAGACCUACAGCGCAGACAAGAUCGUCACCGACUCCGCCGCCAGCGCCACCGCCUACCUGACCGGCGCCAAGGGCAACCAAGCGACCAUCGGUGUGGACGCCAACGUGCUGCUCUCAGACUGCGAUGCCAUGAACAACCCGAGCUACCACACGCCCUCUGUGCUGAAGAACUUCCAGGGACGCAAGAAGUUCACACCGAAGGGCGUGGACGAUCCCGAGGGAGGCGACGGAGGUAAGCGUGACGACGGCAAGAACCUCAUUCAAACGUGGAUCGACCAAAAGCAGGUUCUUGGCAAUGCCUCGUACGUUUGGCACCGCGAAGACCUUCUGGCUUUGGACACCGCAAACACCGAUUACCUCAUGGGCCUCUUCGACUGGAGCCACAUGUCGUUCGCCAUUGACGAGGACACGAGUAAUCCUUCCCUUGAAGAGAUGACUCGCGCUGCCAUCGAGGUCCUGCAGCGAGACGACAACGGAUUCUUCCUUUUCGUCGAAGGAGGAAACAUCGAUAAGGCUCAUCACUUGAACGAGCACCGUUCUGCUCUGCAAGAAGCACUGGAAUUUGAGAAGGCCAUUGCUUUGGCUGACUCGAUGACUGACCCCGAAGAAACUCUUAUCAUCGUCACCGCUGACCAUUCGCAACCCCUCGUCAUCAACGGCUAUCCUGAGAGGGGGACAGACGUGCGCGAUCUCGGAGACUUCUCAGACGUGGACGGCCUCCCUUUCACGACUCUGAUGUACACCAACGGACCCGGCUACAGAGGGGAACCACACGGCGAGCGACCAGACCCCUCCGCUGAAAACUAUUACGACCCCCACUACAUGGGCGCCGCCACCGUGCCCAUGAUCGAGUCCCACCACGCCGGCGAGGAGGUGAUCCUGUACGCCCGCGGCCCUCACGCCCACCUCUUCACAGGGAUCCACGAGAACGCCUACAUUCCCACGCCCUCAGAUACGCUGCAUGUGUCGGCGACGGACUCCACUUCUGCCCAACGGAAGCCUAGCGCCGUCACACAAAGUCAAUUAUUUAAUGCGAUGUAGAGGUAAUGGGGGGUGAAGGGUCUAAAUAUAAAUAUAAAUAUAAAUUGUAUAAAAUAAAAAAAGUAAAUCGA
Molecule: messenger RNA, 1623 nt
Organism: Penaeus vannamei (Pacific white shrimp)
Lineage: Eukaryota; Metazoa; Arthropoda; Malacostraca; Decapoda; Penaeidae
Source: RefSeq, a predicted model, not a curated record